GGCCGUCCCAAAAAUUGGGGAGGAAGAAGGAAAAAAGCCAGAAAAAGUUUCUUUCCCGGAGUCCUAACAGAAGUGUGGGACGGAAGCAGUGGUCCAGGCCGGAGGCCCGGGGCUCCUUGGGGCCCUGACUGCUGUCUGGAGCCCCCCCGUUCCAGGCAAUGUCGGGACCCACCUGGCUCCCUCCGAAGCAGCCGGAGCACGCCAGAGCUCCUCACGGGAGAGCGCUCCCCCGAGGUGCGCCCGGGCCGCCACCAGCCCACGGUGCAGCGCUGCAGCCCCACCCCAGGGCCAACUUCUGCCCCCUCCCAUCUGAGCAGUGUUACCCGGUCCUGGGGGGACCAGAGGAUCGGGGGCUGGCCUGGAUGGGGUGCCAUGGAGCACCCCAGCGCUCACAGGGGUUUCCCCCAGACAGGGGGGCCUUGCGCCCAGGAAGCCUGGAUGCUGAGAUAGAUUCUUUGACCAGCAUGCUGGCUGAGAUGGAUGGGGGUCGUGGCCAAGCCCCAAGGCGGUCGGAGCGGCAGGCUUAUGAGGCCCCUCAUCUCCCCGCCUACAGCACCGGCUCAGGCUCCCUGAAGCUGAAUGGAGGGGGUGUGCCUCCCCCAUCACUCCCAGUGUCUCCCUAUGGGGGCCCGACUCCGGCCUCCUAUACUACAGCCACCACCCCCGCCGGCCCUGCCUUCCCUGUGCAAGUGAAGGUGGCACAGCCAGUGAGAGGCUGUGGACCCCCCAGGCGGGGGACCUCUCAGGCCUCCGGGCCGCUCCUGAGCCCUCAUUUCCCUCUCCCGGGCCGAGGUGAAAUCUGGGGGUCUGGUUAUAGGAACCACCGUGAGUCAGGGCCAGGGAGUAAAGAGGAGGCUGCUAGGGUCCCUGGCCCUGCAGGAGGAGGAAGAGGUGGAGGGUAUGGGCCCCAGGCCCCCUUGAACCAGCCACCCGAGGAAGAGCUUGAGAGACUGACCAAGAAGCUGGUGCAGGACAUGAACUGCCCACCCAGUGGGGAGUACUUUGGCCGGUGUGGUGGCUGUGGAGAAGAUGUGGUUGGGGAUGGGGCUGGGGUUGUUGCCCUUGACCGUGUCUUUCACGUUGGCUGCUUUGUGUGUUCUACAUGCCGGGCCCAGUUGCGGGGCCAGCAUUUCUAUGCUGUGGAGAAGAAGGCAUAUUGUGAGAACUGCUAUGUGGCCACCCUGGAGAAGUGCUCCACAUGCUCCCAACCCAUCUUGGAUAGGAUCCUUCGGGCCAUGGGGAAGGCCUAUCACCCUGGCUGCUUCACCUGUGUGGUGUGCCAUCGUGGCCUUGAUGGCAUCCCCUUCACAGUGGAUGCCACCAGCCAGAUCCACUGCAUUGAGGACUUCCACAGGAAGUUUGCCCCACGAUGCUCAGUAUGUGGUGGGGCCAUCAUGCCUGAGCCAGGCCAGGAGGAAACUGUGAGAAUCGUUGCUCUGGAUCGCAGUUUUCACAUUGGCUGUUACAAGUGUGAGGAAUGUGGGCUGUUGCUCUCCUCUGAGGGUGAGUGUCAGGGCUGUUACCCGCUGGAUGGGCACAUCUUGUGCAAGGCCUGCAGUGCCUGGCGCAUCCAGGAGCUCUCAGCCACUGUCACCACUGACUGCUGAGUCCUCCUAGGAGCAGCUGCUACUUCUCCAUUGUCAUUGACCACCCUGUCUGACAUCUGUUUUUACAAUUUUGUCACCAAAUGCUGUUUUCUUUUCCUCCAAUCAUGAAAUAAUAAUCCCUCAAGAGUUUACCAACACUUUCAAGUCUAUUGUUUCAUCUGAUCUCACAGCAGCCCAGCACACCCUUGUUGACUGUCUGCAUUUUUAGCCACAAAGUGACUUCCCCAGAUUGCAUGGGUUCCAAAUGGUAUAACCAAGAUCAGAAUUUUAAGUCCUCGUCCAGUUUUUGUCCACUACACACUUUCAAUGUAGUUUGGUGUAAAGACUUUCCUCUUUUAGUGAUGGGGGCGCAGGUUGCAGCAUGCUCCAGGGAGGCAGCAUUUUCUGUUCUUAAGUCUGCAUACUCAAUGCACUGAAUAAGGAACUGAACAUCCCUGGGGUGGGGAUGCAUUUAGCCUGGGGCAAGUCCAAUCCUGCCUUUUGGUAGGGUCCUCAACCUACAACUUACCAAAUCACUGGCUGGGGAUAAGAAGGAGAUUUGCGAGUUUUGCUUAAAGGUGGGGCGCCUGUGUCCAAGAAGAGAAGGAACAAUGGGUUAUGCAGGAAUCGCGUACGAAGGCACCAAUAAGGACUGAUUCUUUGUAGGGAUACAAAAUGGUGGGAGGAGAUGCUUCAAAAUGGAAGUUCUAGUCGCUAAGCAUUCACAUUCCCCAAGUUCCGCCCUGCGCGAGAAAGGAGAAUCCUCCCCACCACCCCCACGAAAAAAACACGUCAGGAGGCGCCCUGAGUGUGGUGGCGAGGUACACGACGGGGAGGAGACAGGUUCAGACACCCAGGGAAGCGCGUCCUUCGCUCGCGGCCCGGAAACACCCCUUCUUUCCCACACAUCUCUAUGAUCCUCCCAAGGCCACUCUUGGCCCAUUCCAGAUCCCGUAGCCCCCUCGCCCGCGUGGUU
Talpa occidentalis (Iberian mole) is the source of this 2562-nucleotide messenger RNA. It is a transcript of the gene TRIP6, whose product is annotated as thyroid hormone receptor interactor 6. Lineage: Eukaryota; Metazoa; Chordata; Mammalia; Eulipotyphla; Talpidae. The record is from RefSeq and is a predicted model, not a curated record. Gene Ontology annotation, biological process: positive regulation of non-canonical NF-kappaB signal transduction. The transcript has 9 exons. The coding region runs from base 159 to 1607 and encodes 482 amino acids.